AUGGCCGUCAAAAAGAACUUCAAGAAGCAGGAGGAGAAUCAGUUGAUCAAAAAUGAAGAAAUUUCUUCCAUUCACGCCAGAAUCAAGGUUUUUCCUUCCAAGUGUCCAUUCAGAGAGGCCACUCCUAAUUUCUUUGAAGAUAUUCGAAUUUCCAUUUGCAACUCAAGUUCUGAACGCAAAAGCCAACUUGUUCUGUGCUCAAUGUCUUCGUGGCCCCGCUCCCGGGGAGAAACUUUUGCGCUGCGGGGGGUUUGUUCUCCGGAAUUCUUGAAAUGUUUACUCGUUCAUGUUUUUCUAGGUGUAACUUCUCGAUGUACUGUAGUAAGGAAUGCCAGGAAACGGCGUGGUUGGUGCACAAACCAGAGUGCAGACGACUCAAGGCAAGCUUCCCGAAUCUUCCGCUGACUGAAGUGUUGUUCCUUUCGAAAGUGAUCGACCGUAUCCAGUUCAUUGAGAACAAUGGAGACAAAGUAGGCGUGGAGGCGGAAAGACCUUUUAAGAGUCUUGUGGAUCAUAAGAAAGAAAUCAGGUGAGAAUACUGGAAGUUGGGACAGUUUUGGAUAUGUCGGUUCCAGAGAAGACGCCACUAAAAUGGAGCACUUCGAGAAAGUCUUCACAAAAACGGGGUUGUUCCGAAAAGACGAAAUGAUUGGGAAGGAAGAGUUCUUCGACGUUUUCUGCAAAGUGACUAUCAACUCGCACAGUAUUCACACAAAUGCUGGAAAUGAAGUGGGAAUGGCACUUGACCUGGGAGUCUCAAAGUACAACCAUUCGUGCCGUCCGACUUGCUCCAUGGUGUUCGAUGGGUUCCGAGUGUGCCUCCGUCCUCUGGUACCGGGAGUUGAUUCCGAAAACACCGAACAAGCGUUCAUUUCAUACAUUGACGUGGGGAGAAGCAAGUUUGUUCGCAGAAGAGAUCUUCAAUCCCGCUGGUAUUUCCAUUGUGAGUGCUCCCGGUGCAUCGACCCAGAAGACGAUAAGUUGACGGCAAUCCGUUGCUCGAAUCCGGCAUGUGACGCCCCGAUUGUAAGACAGUACCAUUAUUUCAUGCCGGACUAACCGUUUUGCAGAUCACCUCGGAAACUGAGGAGCCAAUGAACAUUGCUUGCGAUAAGUGCACGACUAUAGUGGAAGAAAAUACGGUGAAGACGGCUCAAGAAUUCAUGAAGAGCCUCCCAGCGUCUUUUGAUCCACAGUGUCCAGCUGAUAUUGUGAGUUAUCCAGAGAUAUUAUCCAGCUCAUUUUAACAGAAUUCCGUAGGUUUUUAAUAUGUAGCUCUAUUCAGGAAGCUCUUCCAGAGAAGGUUUGUUUACUGAGUUCAAGCGUGUUCCUCGGACACCUCUCCUAUUUGCCCUCGAACUUUUUCGUUUUCUAUCCUCCUCUCGCACACUCUCCCUCUCUUCUCGCCGCUUUCCGUCGACGCUUGGCUGUCUCCCUUCUCUUUUCCCCCAGUGUCUAGUGACACUUCUAUGUCUUUCUCCCCGCUUUCAUAUAAAUUCGAAGCAUCGGUUGGUCAGUGGUACGGUGCUGCCCCGAUUUCUGAUUCUGAUUCGGGAAGAUCCGAUUCAGGGCAGCACCAGUGGUACUACGUAGAAUUCUCGCCUGCCACGCGGACGGCGCGGGUUCGAUUCCAGGUCGAUGCAAUCUUUUGAACCUCUCCAAGUGCACAUUUUGCCCAGAACCCUCAAUUUUUCCAUUAAAGUUGUUCAACUUUGUUUUUCAGCUCCAAGACCUGCUUGCCAAGGCUGAAGAGAUACUCCAUGCUUCAAAUGUCUACGUUGCCAGGUAGGAUCGCAAAGAUCUUCUGGACACAUUAAAGAUGUUGUCAGACUCCGAACGGCUCUGUUCCACGUUACUGGAAAUCUUACACUUGACAAUCUAUCCACUAUGCACACGCAAAUCUACAACAACUACAAAAUGUGCUUCCCGAAGGCGGAUCGUCAUGUCGGAUUCCAACUGCUUCACAUCGUGAAGGCUCUUGUCGAGAAAGAUGAACGAGAUGAAGCGAUGCCCUACGCAUUCGACGCAAUGAACAUCUUCGAAGUCUGUUUCGGAUUGGACCAUCCGUACUACCUUCAGACUCUUGCUCUCUGGACUUAUUUGGAGAAAAAGGUACGGAUCAGUUGGACCCUUCUGAGAAUUAUUCCUAUUUUUAGCUUCCGAAGCCAACUGAAGAACUCGUGCAACUAACAAACUUCUCUGACAACCGUCCAGUCGACAUUGUGAAUCUUCUGAAAAGGGCCAACAUGCUUCCACCUCCGCCGACCACCUCGAACACUGUUCUGCCGGUUUAA
Molecule: messenger RNA, 2294 nt
Organism: Caenorhabditis sp. 36 PRJEB53466
Lineage: Eukaryota; Metazoa; Nematoda; Chromadorea; Rhabditida; Rhabditidae
Source: the annotation of a GenBank genome assembly